Molecule: messenger RNA, 829 nt
Organism: Drosophila grimshawi
Lineage: Eukaryota; Metazoa; Arthropoda; Insecta; Diptera; Drosophilidae
Product: trypsin
Exons: 1
Coding region: 16-792 (258 amino acids)
Biological process (GO): proteolysis
Molecular function (GO): serine-type endopeptidase activity
Source: RefSeq, a predicted model, not a curated record
GUAAAUGCUAACGGAAUGAAUCGAUUGGUUUUGUGUAUUGUUGGGGUGAUCGCCUGCAUCGCCGCCUGCCAGGCACUCCCUGAACCGGACAGACUCGGCGGACGUAUUGUGAAUGGCGAGCCGACCACAAUUGAGGCUUAUCCCUAUCAGGUGUCCAUUCAGCGGACCAACGGCUUCCACUUCUGCGGCGGCAGUUUGAUCAAAGAUAACAUUGUCCUGACGGCCGCCCAUUGCAUGCAGAAAUACAAGGCUGGCGAGAUGCAGGUGCGUCUGGGCUCCACCAACAGCGACAAGGAUGGCGAAGUGGUCAGCGUUGAGUCGUUCAAAUUCCACGAGGACUACGACAGCUCACUCAUGAUCAAUGAUGUUGCCUUGAUUAAGCUAAGCUCGCCAGUGCGAAUGACAGCGAAGGUUCGCACCAUCGACUUGGCCAAGGAUACACCAAAGACGGGCACUCCGGCUGUUGUCACCGGCUGGGGCACCACCUGUUUCUUGUUCUGCUCAUCGCCCAAAAUACUGCAGAUGGUCGAUGUUUCGGUGUUGCAAAUUGAGGAUUGUCGCAAGGAACCUUAUGCCUAUGGCGAGGAAUCAAUAUUGGAGACAAUGGUCUGCGCUAAUGGCGAGAAGAAGGAUGCCUGCCAGGGUGACUCUGGCGGCCCACUUGUUGCCAACGGUGUGCAGAUCGGUGUUGUCUCCUGGGGCAAUGGCUGCGCCUGGUCCAGUUAUCCUGGUGUAUACGCUGAUGUUGCUUCUCUACGUUCCUGGAUUGAGAAAAACUCCGCCGAGCUGUAAAUCAACCAAAAUAAAAACCUGAAAUAUUUUUUAUCGA